Molecule: messenger RNA, 3319 nt
Organism: Acanthopagrus latus (yellowfin seabream)
Lineage: Eukaryota; Metazoa; Chordata; Actinopteri; Spariformes; Sparidae
Gene: gyg1a
Product: glycogenin 1a
Exons: 7
Coding region: 16-1164 (382 amino acids)
Cellular component (GO): cytoplasm
Molecular function (GO): glycosyltransferase activity
Source: RefSeq, a predicted model, not a curated record
GCUGUCAGUGGUCACAUGACCCGGAAAAUGUGGGGCUUAAUUCCUGUGUUGGACUGCUCCCAGCUGCUGAAGCUCUGCCCUUCGCAGUGCAAACCCUACAUCUGCCCCAUCACGACCCCCGCGACCCGGCUGAGCUCUCCUCACGGCACCAUGGCAGACGAGGCUUUUGUGACGCUGGCGACCAACGACAGCUACGCCAAGGGAGCGAUGGUUCUUGGCCAGUCGUUACGAAACCACAACACUACCAGGAAACUGGUCGCUCUGGUUGGACCUCACGUUGCAGAACCGUGCAGAGAUGCUCUCCGCUCCAUAUUUGACGAGGUGCGCGUGGUGGACGUUAUGGACUCGGGCGAUUCGGCUCACCUGUCCCUCAUGAAGCGUCCGGAUCUGGGAGUGACGUUCACCAAACUGCACUGCUGGACUCUCACACACUACAGCAAGUGUGUGUUCAUGGACGCAGACACACUGGUUCUGUCAAAUAUAGAUGAACUCUUUGAGAGGGAGGAACUAUCAGCAGCGCCAGAUCCAGGUUGGCCGGACUGUUUCAACUCAGGUGUGUUCGUCUUCAGACCGUCCAACGAGACGCACGAGAAGCUGCUCCAGUUCUGCAGUGAAAACGGCAGCUUUGACGGUGGAGAUCAGGGGGUCCUCAACAGCUUCUUUAACACCUGGGCGACGGCAGAUAUUUCCAAACACCUUCCCUUCAUCUACAACCUCAGCAGUAUCGCCAUUUACUCCUACCUACCAGCUUUCAAACAGUACGGCCGUGACGCCAAAGUCGUGCACUUCCUGGGCAAGGUGAAGCCGUGGAGUCACUCCUACGACGCUCAGAGCGGCGAGGUCAGAGGUCACUCGCUGUCCCCCGACCAGUGGCAGCUGCACCCCGACUACCUGCUCAUGUGGUGGCAGCUGUACGCCAAGUCGGUGCUGCCUCUGCUGCAGCGGGCCUACGGGGACACUCCCUUCAGCAGCGGCUGCGUGGAGGCGAGCGAGGACAGUAAGCUUGAAGAGGAUGUGAAGGGGCAGCCGACACAUUUCUCCCCGCCUCCCCAGAAGUUUUCAUCAGAGGAGAGGAAGCAGCGCUGGGAAGCGGGCCAGAUCGACUACUUGGGCGACGACUCCUUCGCCAACAUUGAGCGAAAGCUCGACUCCUUCUUAAAGUAGCGGGCGAGGAAGCGUGAUGGACAGAGAGAGCACCAGCGGAAGCUGCGUGUGGGUGGAGAUUUAACCACUGCUCAGCCAAUCACGGGGGGCUCGAUUAGCCUCUGUGCAGCGUUCAGCCUCACUCUCUGCAACCUGUCAGUGUGUUUUUGAUUGACAGAGAGUCUAACACUGUUCCCACACACUCUAAUCAUUCAUUUUUCUUCAACAUUUUGGGAAAGUACAGUCAUUUGCUUUCUUGCUGAGAGUUAGGAAAAGAAGAUUGAUACAAUUAAUUCGUAUAUAUGGUCUUUACCAGGGCAGAUAUUUUAUUAUUCCAGAGAGACAGUAGACAUUUGUGACAAACACUGUUGCAUGCCUCUGCAACAGUGACAGCAGUGGCCAGAGGUGUAAUGUUUUCGAACUGUCCGUCCAUCAGUAUGUCCGUCCAUACGCUUGUCCGUCCGAUAUCUGUGAAUGUGCAAUAUGAGAACGCCUUGAGGUCAUUUCUUCAGAUUUGGCACAAAUGUCUACUUGGACUCAAGGAUGAACUGAUGGUCACUGUGACCUCACAAUUCAUAUGAUAAUUAUCACAAAACUGCACAGAUGGCUAAUAAGAUAAAAGGAUGUCCCAAAGUUCAAAGGUGAUAAAGGUAAUAUUAGCUAGGAGCAGCUGUUAACUGGCUAGCUUGUGGCCGCUUCUGCCACAUAAAAUCAUGAUAUGGCAGCAGCCCUUAUUCAGAAAGAGCCGACCCAGCUCAGCCAUUUUACCCAUCUCGCCUCAGUGUCAGGCUGUAGCUUCACCAUGUGGACACGAGAGGUGUGAUCUUUUCAUCCGACUCACUGGAAGAAAGUGAAACGUUACUUUCCAAAAAUGCCAGACUAUUCCUUAAACGCACAGUAUGUAAUUUCUGCCGCUUUGGGGGGCGUCUCUCAGUCACAACAAUCACUAAAGAUGUAGUUCGAUGACGGGGCGAAGCCUCAUGGGAUCAUAGCGAGAUAGUUAGCUGACCUCCUUCCUCACUGUCUGACGUAUCAUGUAGUGUUUCCAGUGUUUCCCUUGAAGAUGGAGAAACCACAGAGGGCGACAUGCGACUGAAUGAAACACAUCGUCACCUUGAUAACAAUUUCGGAUUUUUGGAACCAUUUGGAAUAAUGUUCAGUCCACAACUCAGUCAAACAGUUGUUUCAUUCACUAUAUCUACUCAUUUUAAUGUGGAAAUGUUACAUAUUAUGCCUUUUAAGUGUUCUUUUUGCAUCCGAUGGAGAUGGAUUUGGUCUUCCUAACCCGUGGAAACUUUCAACGGCAAACACAAACUGAGGAAAAGGCCCGUGGGCAAAGGGGAAAUCAAUAGAUUUAAAAGUUGUGUCCUGCAAUAAACCACUUUCGAGCAGAUAUGCAGUAACUGGCUCACUUCCAGCGUACAGUCCCACGCUCCGGCCCGCUUUAAUCAGACAGUGUUCACCUCACCUGAGUACAUAGAUAAACAUCCCCCUAUCUGUGCCUCUGACACUCAUCACCAGCUCCCUGUGACUUCAGCUUUGUAAUGUCUGGUACUUUGUUGUGUCGUAUUUGCAUGGCACAGACUUCAUACAUGGGUCCGAAAAGUCCGACCACAUCCUAAAGUGAUGUCGAUAAGUCAGUUUGUACGUGAUCGUGUGCUCCCCAGACAUUCUAUCUGUACGCCUGCCCCGCAUGUUGCGUCCCCGCCAGACCCCACGUCAGUAUAUCUUUGUGCCAUGAUCAGUUUCAUCACUUCCUGUCUGUAGUGUUACCAGCUGCCUUAUUGCCGUUUACUGUUUACAACAACCUCACUUACUGUAACUGCUGCUAGUAGCACAGUAAAAUUUGCUCGGUCCUCCUCCUCCUUGUUACUAAUACCUCCUCUGCUUCACUCCAGCUGUGUGCCCUUAAACUGAACUGUAAUCUUUAGCUCCCAGCAGUAAAAUAAUAUUAGCUCACCUCACUCCAUUCAGCACACUCCUGCAAGAGCCUGGCAAAGUUGAGUUUCUUAAUCUUGUCAGCCCGCAAAAUCCUGAAUAUGCAUAAGUGUGGAGGUGGAAUUUAAUUGUAGUGACAACGGGUAAUUCAGGUCCGACCUGUUACCCAGCUGUUAACUGUUCAUCCCUGUUGAAGUGCUAAUAAAGAACAGGUGAAAAAAAAACACCUUUUAUCCAU